CCCCUUUGGUUGAUAUGCACGGUCAAAUAGAUAACUUAUCUAAUGUAGAAAGUAAUGUAGCUAAAACUAAAACACUGGCUCAUUGCAUUUCAACCGAAGAAGUACAAUAUCCGAUACGGAGGACUUAUUCAUAACUACGAGUAAUAUAUUGGAAGCCAUUAUAUAAACCUUUGUUUGACAACAAAAUGCCCAUCGAUCAUAAAAAGUUGAUAGAGGCCAUUUCAAUUCUGGCAAAUGAAAAAAAUGUUCGAAUUACCGUAAAGCAGUCUGGUAAAGGUGCUAUUAUUUGUGCAGCCUGCUGUUUUGCUGGAGGCGUACUUUUGGGUCCGGUUGGAAUGGCAAUUGGUGGAGCAGCAGGAGGUAUCACAGCAUAUAUGACACAAGGCAGUUUUCGUUCUUUGGGUGAAGUGAUCAUUAAUGAUCUGAGCGACGCCCAAAAAGAACUCCUGGUACAAAAAGUUACUGAUGCCGUUAAGGAUGUCAAUCCCGCCGAUUUAGCCGUGUUAUUACCUUUGAUUAUGACCGAUGCUUCCAUACAACAAGCUGUGCUCAAUACGGUUGUAAGCUUUGUCGCUAGUGAAUUGAGUUUGGAGAUAAUCGACUGAUGUUCAUCAAAAUGUGAUUCUAAUGUCAACAACCUGUGGCAGAAUAUAUUUUGGCACGCAUUUUUCUACUUUAUGGGAUCUUAUCUACCUUAAUAUUUUUGGUUUGUUUUGGUAAAUUAUUGUGUAUAUGAUUCAUGAAAGACUGUAAUAAAAGAAUCGAAUUCGUGAUAUUUUGCUAUCGCACUUGCCAACUGUUUCUUUAUGUAGAAAUGUGAAUGA
This is a messenger RNA of Stomoxys calcitrans (stable fly), 824 nucleotides long. Its product is annotated as protein C19orf12-like. The coding region runs from base 186 to 605 and encodes 139 amino acids. NCBI's taxonomy places the organism in Eukaryota, Metazoa, Arthropoda, Insecta, Diptera, Muscidae. The transcript is spliced from 2 exons. The record is from RefSeq and is a predicted model, not a curated record.